UGCUGGGGCCCCCACCGGUCCACGGUGAACCCGCUGUCAAGCUCCACAAAGGUGAAGAGGUGAAGAUGGAGCUGGAGAACUCGGCUCUGUGGAAGCAGUUCAGCUCUCAGGGAACAGAGAUGAUUAUAACCAAAAAGGGCAGGUGAGGAUGAAUAAAAUCCCAGAAUUCUUUAUUUUAUUUAUUUAUUUAUUCACAUGACCCAUGACCUGCUUCCAGGCGGAUGUUCCCGGGUUUGAGGCUGAAGCUGUCCGGAUUGAACCCGUCUUUCCGCUACAUCCUCCUCCUAGACGUCGUUCCGGUGGACAACUCUCGCUAUCGUUUCCAAGGCGGUGGCUGGCAGGCCGUCGGGGCGGCGGAAGCCAGGCUACCGGACCGGGCGUUCAUCCACCCGGACUCGCCUGCCACAGGCGCCCACUGGCAGAGCCGCACCAUCUCCUUUCAUUACGCCAAGCUGACCAACAACAUGCUGGACACGCAGGGACACGUAUGUACAGCUGAGGGACAUAAACAGUCAUUUAUUGUCUUUCUUGGUUUUGAUUGCCAAUUUUUUUUAAAAAUCAAGAUCAUCCUGCACUCGCUGCAUCGCUACCAGCCCAGAAUUCACGUGGUUGAAGCCAGAGACAUGUUGAGGUGGGGUGGGGGACAGCACACCUUUGUCUUCCCCGAGACCCAGUUCAUCACCGUCACUGCCUACCAGAACAACAAGGUACCACUGGGUUUCAGUCAAUCUUCUGAUCUGUCAUUUGAAUUCUAACAGACGUGAUCACGAUCAACUGAAAAUAAACCAAUGACGUCUAAUGAGAAACAUAUUUUCAGAUCACAGAACUGAAGAUCAACUCCAACCCUUUCGCUAAAGGCUUCAGAGAGGACGGCAUGAACAGCAAAAGGUAAUUAUUAGCCAAAAAAAACAUAAAAAUUUGAGCAAAUUACUGUAUUUUUGAAGACUAAAAUCAAUAUCUUUUGCAGACAAAGAGAUGCCAGACAAAAGCGCAAAGUUGUAAACCUGGAGGAGACUUUGGAUAGUGGUAAGUGUGUUACUCAGGAUCAUUUUGGGACACAUUUACUUACCGUACAUUUUUCUUUUAAAAUCAUGUUGCCGUUUUUACCUAA
Messenger RNA from Oryzias melastigma (Indian medaka), 1111 nucleotides. Its product is annotated as T-box transcription factor TBX6-like. Gene Ontology annotation, molecular function: DNA-binding transcription factor activity, RNA polymerase II-specific; RNA polymerase II cis-regulatory region sequence-specific DNA binding. The coding region runs from base 222 to 755 and encodes 177 amino acids. The transcript has a single exon. NCBI's taxonomy places the organism in Eukaryota, Metazoa, Chordata, Actinopteri, Beloniformes, Adrianichthyidae. The record is from RefSeq and is a predicted model, not a curated record. Gene Ontology annotation, cellular component: nucleus. Gene Ontology annotation, biological process: cell fate specification; regulation of transcription by RNA polymerase II; vasculogenesis.